UACCCGCCCAAACGGAGCUAUUGCUAAAAACAACUCGUAAAUUCUCACUGUUUUUAGGGUUCAAGGAACAAGAGGGGUUUUGGGGAAUAUUUGCACAUUGUGGUUUGUGAGAUCUCCUCUGAAAUUCAGGUUUGUUCCUCUUCUUCCUCCUAAAAAAUUCAUCAAAUGAUCAAGUUUAUCUUUACGAACGCUUUGCGCCAUGUAAGUUCUGCUGCUAAAUCUUCUGCGGCCCACAAUAUCCAUUUCCUUCAAAUCCACCCCUUUUCCUCAUCUCUCAAAUCCCUUCAAAACCCAAAAAUUCAACACCCAUUCACAGUCACUUACCUCAUAAAAUCAUGUGGGUUUUCUGCAGAAGUAGCCAUUUCCGCAUCAAAGCGUGUUAAUUUCGAAUCUCCCAAAAGGCCAAACUCUGUACUGGCAUUCUUCAAGAACAAUGAAUUCACCAAAACCCAGAUCUCAAACGUCAUUAAAAAGUACCCUCAGUUACUCAUAUCCGAUCCCAAUAAAACCCUUUUGCCCAAAAUCGAGUUUCUCAAAUCUAAAGGCGUUUCAGCCAAAGAUGUUGCCAGGAUAAUGUCUACAUCGGCAUUUGCUGUGAGAAGUUUGGAAAAUUUGAUCAUCCCGUCUUUCAAUUUCUGUAGUAAUUUGCUUCGAUCCGAAGAGAAAACCAUAGCUGCUAUUAAACGUUGUGCUAUGCUUCUUUCGUUAGACAAUCUAACUCAUGUCACACCCAACAUCGAAAUCUUGCGUGAAGCCAGUGUGCCGAAUGCCCAUGUAAUAAGUUCGUUUUUGAAGCAACCUAGACCAUUCAUGAUGCGCAGCAAUGAGUUUCGACAGAUCGUGGAGGAUGUAGAGAAAAUGGGGUUUGACCCUUCGAAGGGGAGUUUCUUGAGAGCAAUUCAUGUGUUGAGAGCAGUGAGUAAAUCUACGUGGGAGAAGAAGGUUGAGGUUUAUAAGAAAUGGGGUUGGACCAAGGAUGAGAUUCUUGUAGCUUUUAAGUUGUUUCCGGAUUGUAUGCGAGUGUCGGAGGAUAAGAUCAAUCGGGUGAUGGAUUUUGCUAUCAAUCAAAUCGGUUGGGAGUCUUCGGUCAUUGCAAGACGGCCAGUACUCAUUUCGUUGAGCUUUGAGAAGAGGAUCCUUCCAAGGUUUGCCAUUUAUCGAGUUUUGUCGUCGAAGGGUAUAAUUAAGACCAAAGGUAUUAGUUCUACGACACUGUCAAUUUCUGAAAAGCUGUUUCUAGAGAAGUUUGUAAUGCGUUACAGGGAAGAAGCUCCGGAACUAUUGAAGUUGUACAAGGAAUAGUUAGAACUUGCAAUGUAGUAUAGGACAUGGGGGUUGUGAGGAUUAAGAGUAGAUUGGUUAAGGAUUCCUCUCGUUGAUACCGAGCCGACGCACAAUCGAUUUGUUUUGCUUCUUUUAUUUGAGAUUUUGGAUAUCGGGUUUCUACUAUUUCUGGUACAACGAGGUAAUCGAUCCAAAUUUAGUACUAUUUGGAAGCAAGUUUGAGUCCUUUGUUUUCAGUCACCGGCAAAAUGCACACUCUGAAGUCAGAAGCUCCAGAUUGUCGCGCAUUGAGGAUUCCAUCUUGUCGUAAUGGUUGUCUUGACUCUUGGUGCAAGGAUUACGACGAGAUCCCACAAAUUCCUAAUUUAACGAAACUUAAGCAUCUUAUAUUGGAUAUCGACAGUCAUUCUUGCUCAAGAAUUCCUUGUUUCACUUCUCUAGUUGAGGCAGCUCCGUCUUUGCAAAAAUUUACAUUCAAGUGGAAUUCGUCUGUCCAGUCAAGGGGAAACUAUCAAAGACGUUAACUCCGCAUCCCCACGAGUGCCUCAAGGAUAUGGAGAUUU
Molecule: messenger RNA, 1847 nt
Organism: Rhododendron vialii
Lineage: Eukaryota; Viridiplantae; Streptophyta; Magnoliopsida; Ericales; Ericaceae
Exons: 3
Coding region: 166-1302 (378 amino acids)
Biological process (GO): chloroplast organization; regulation of DNA-templated transcription
Cellular component (GO): chloroplast
Molecular function (GO): double-stranded DNA binding
Source: RefSeq, a predicted model, not a curated record